CAAAAACAAGAAGAAAUAGUAACAAAACGUAUCCACUCCGACUUACACUGUGUCAUUCUUGACAGUGACAGAACAUAAAAUUGAUUAACUCGGAUUCGCAUAUCGAACAGAGUUAUUAGUUUUCAAAUAAAUCAAGUUUGUUUUGGAUGAUUUGCGUUUCGUUUUUGUUCAGUUUAUAAGUUUGUCGCUUUGAUUUUUCUAGAAGGUAAAAAACUGUCAUUUGUAUAUUUUCUACAGAUCGUGUAGUUAGUAUAAUAGUCGAUUUUAAAAGAAAUAUAUGUCAGAUUCCGGCAGGUCCGCAAACGGAUAUAGUCUGUUGGAUAUAAUUUGGCUCGCUCUUGGAUACGUAGCGUUCCUCUUCAGCUAACUAUUCAGAUUGUAUUUUUGUUUUCAGGAUGUUUAGCACACAAUUAGGAAACUUCCCAUUCGCAACCGCCAAGAUCAAGCAGCCGGACAACUCUAACUCCAAUAAUUUACCGAACAGAGGCAUGGAGACGAACAACGGCGCUGGGGAUAGCAAUCAGAGCCUAAUCGACAAGACCAAGUUGAUUGUUAAUUACAUACCGCAAUUUGCGACUGAAGAUGAUCUCGCGACGAUAUUCGCGCCCAUCGGUAGGGUUGAAAGCAUUAAGAUCAUGAGAGAUUAUAAGACUGGUUAUAGCUUUGGAUUCGGUUUUGUCAAAUAUGCUUUGCCUGAGGAUGCUACCAAAGCUAUUGAAGUACUGAAUGGGUAUAACUUUAGAAACAAACGGCUAAAAGUGUCUUACUCGAGACCGCCCGGAACCGACAUGAAAGAUUCCAAUCUGUACAUCACAAAUUUGCCAAAGGAUAUUACGGAGCAGGGGGUCGACAAUCUGUUUCGCGACUACGGCGAAAUCGUACAGAGAACCGUAUUGAAAGACAAAGUGACUGGAAUGCCUAGAGGAGUCGCAUUCGUAAGGUAUUCGAAAGGGGAGGAGGCGCAAGCGGCCAUAUCGCACUUGCACGGGAAAAUGUUGGAGAACGCCAUGUUGCCGUUGAGCGUGCGCGUCGCCGAGGACCACGGCAGACAGAAAGCUCAGUAUUUGGACGUGUGGGACCCGAUGGGGUUCAACAGGGGAUUUCCCCAAGUCAGAGGAGUGUUGCCUUUUAGAGAAAUGAACAAUCCCAGAAGCAAUUUUCAAAAUCGUUUCGGCAGAUUCCAUUUGAAUAACAUGAGAAAUUUGGGAGCGGGCGACACCCUGUUCCAAAACACGUUUCUGUUUUGAUUUUUGAUUCGAGACCCCCCCAUUUCUUUUACAGAAAUCAUUUUUUUGUUUUUUAUUAUCGUUUUUUUUUUUUAAUUGUAUUUCGUUGAUGAUCGACUGCCGAUUUUUGUUUUCGUGACUGUAUACAGGGGCAGACCGUAUUUAAUUUGCGUACGCGGAGAUAUUUUAAAUUGCAAUGUGUAUGGUAAUCGGUUAAAUGUGGAAAAGUGACAUAUUUUGAUAAUGGUUCGUAGAUUUUUAAAUUAAUUACGGAGAUAUUCGGUGAAAUCUACCCUAGCUUCAUUAUUAUAAGGGUCGAUUUAUUCACCUUUGCUUAAAGUUGAAUGUACAGUUACUUAACAGAUUAGCGAACUAUGAUCUAUAGCAUAAUUCGAAGGUAUUUACUUUCAAUUUUACUCAGAGGUGAAUAGACUGGGCCUUAAAGAUAUAUAAAAAAUGAUAUCUAUGGAUAAUGACACUUUGUGGCUUCAUAUGAAGAAACAACGUGAAGGUAUAUGUUAAAUACUACCUUCAAAUUACUUUACUUUAAUUGUAUAAACAAUUUCUUCUUUUCAUUGGUUAUAUUUCUUAUAUAAACGUUUCACAAAGAAACUAUUUUGCUAUUUGAUUGCAUAGAUCCUAUCUAUCUCUCUAUCUGAAUUAGGAUGCGGUUUAGAGCCCUCUCUUACUGAAGCUCUAAACUAAUUGUACCUUUCAAAGUUUCAACCCCAUCAGGUUAAUAUUCUUGAUGAAUUAAAGCACAGAUACUUUUUAAUAUCCAAAUACAAAUCUUCCUCAUAUAAACAUUCUUGGAUUUCUCCCAAGAGGAAUUCCAAUAAAAUUCUGAAGCGUCGUCCAUAACAAUUACGUUUUGACUUUGCAAUUUUGGGAGCAGAAUUUUCGAACCAUGUUUGACAGAU
Molecule: messenger RNA, 2146 nt
Organism: Psylliodes chrysocephalus
Lineage: Eukaryota; Metazoa; Arthropoda; Insecta; Coleoptera; Chrysomelidae
Source: the annotation of a GenBank genome assembly